AUGGCCGAAUCAUCAUCUCAUCGUCUCGAUCUCCGCGUUGGAGGAAAGUAUAGACUGGGCAAGAAGAUAGGCUCCGGCUCUUUUGGUGAUAUCUAUCUCGGGAUCAACAUAAUCUCGGGCGAAGAGGUCGCAAUCAAGCUGGAAUCUGUCAAAGCCAAGCACCCACAGCUCGAGUACGAAUCCAAGGUGUACAAGACCCUUGCUGGCGGCGUUGGGGUGCCUUUCGUUCGUUGGUUCGGCACGGAAUGUGAUUACAACGCGAUGGUCAUCGAUCUCCUCGGUCCCUCGCUCGAAGACCUAUUCAACUUCUGCAACCGGAAGUUCAGUCUCAAGACAGUGCUCUUGUUGGCCGAUCAACUGAUUUCGCGGAUCGAGUACAUCCACUCGCGCAACUUCAUUCACCGCGACAUCAAGCCCGACAACUUCUUGAUGGGCAUUGGGAAGCGUGGCAACCAGGUCAACGUCAUCGAUUUCGGCCUGGCCAAGAAGUACAGGGAUCCGAAGACGCACCUUCACAUCCCGUACAGGGAGAACAAGAACUUGACAGGCACUGCGCGCUACACCUCCAUCAACACCCACCUUGGGGUUGAGCAAGCUCGCAGGGACGAUCUGGAGUCUCUCGCUUAUGUUCUCAUGUACUUCCUCCGCGGCGCUCUCCCCUGGCAGGGUCAGAAGGCUGCUACCAAGAAGCAGAAGUACGACCGAAUCAUGGAGAAGAAGAUGACCACGCCCACCGAUCUCCUCUGCCGCGGCUUCCCCCCUGAGUUCGGCGUCUUUCUCAACUACACGCGCGCACUUCGUUUCGAUGACAAACCCGAUUACUCGUACUUGCGGAAGUUGUUCCGCGACCUCUUUGUUCGUGAAGGGUUCCAGUACGAUUACGUCUUCGAUUGGAGCGUACAACGCAGCGCGCAGGAAGAUGGUACUAGCGGCUCUAAGGCUGCCGCCGGCGCCAGGAGGAAGGUUGUCCAGGACGAAGACAUCGAGCAUCGUGUCAGUGACAGACAGCUUCGUUCGCACACUCGUCAAAUGCAGGCUGCUGCACCUGGUGUGACGGGGCAUGUGCGACGGGGACGUGAUGGCGAUCUCUGGUAA
This is a messenger RNA of Heterobasidion irregulare TC 32-1, 1095 nucleotides long. RefSeq lists its product as uncharacterized. The record is from RefSeq and is a predicted model, not a curated record. Gene Ontology annotation, cellular component: cytoplasm; nucleus. Gene Ontology annotation, biological process: peptidyl-serine phosphorylation; endocytosis; signal transduction. The transcript has 4 exons. The coding region runs from base 1 to 1095 and encodes 364 amino acids. Lineage: Eukaryota; Fungi; Basidiomycota; Agaricomycetes; Russulales; Bondarzewiaceae. Gene Ontology annotation, molecular function: protein serine/threonine kinase activity; ATP binding.